This is a messenger RNA of Culex pipiens pallens (northern house mosquito), 2475 nucleotides long. RefSeq names its product methylcrotonoyl-CoA carboxylase subunit alpha, mitochondrial (gene Mccc1). The transcript is spliced from 3 exons. Gene Ontology annotation, cellular component: mitochondrion. Lineage: Eukaryota; Metazoa; Arthropoda; Insecta; Diptera; Culicidae. The record is from RefSeq and is a predicted model, not a curated record. Gene Ontology annotation, molecular function: methylcrotonoyl-CoA carboxylase activity; metal ion binding; ATP binding. Bases 184 to 2283 code for a protein of 699 amino acids.
ACCAGCCCCCGUUCCAGCCAGUAACAGUCAGUCAGUGCCAAAAACAAGUUUGCUCGCGAGUCCAAGAUCUUCGCGACGAUCAUUUCAACGCGUGGCGGCUGUAUCUAGAUUCGCCAACAAUAUUUACAUUCCAUUUAGAACGGGUGUAUUAUUUUGGAACUUGUUUAGUUUGAGUUGAUAAAAAUGCUUUUCAAAGUAAAGCACGCAUUAGCAAGACACUUCUCCACCAGCCUCCGGUAUGCUUCGUCCUCAAAGUCGGUCCCCCAACAGCAGAUCAGCAAGCUGCUGAUCGCCAAUCGGGGCGAGAUCGCGUGCCGCGUGAUGCGCACCGCCAACCGGCUGGGCAUCCAAACGGUGGCCGUGUUCUCCGACGCGGACGAACGCUCGCUGCACACCCGGAUGGCCAACGAGGCGUACAACAUCGGACCGCCGGCCUCGCAGCAGUCUUACCUGCGCGGUGAGAAGAUCUUGGAGGUCGCCAAGCGGGCCGGCUGCCAGGCGAUCCACCCGGGGUACGGGUUUCUGUCGGAGAACGUUGAGUUUGCCGAGUUGUGUCAACGGGAGGGAGUGAUCUUCAUUGGACCACCGGCGAGUGCGAUUCGGGACAUGGGCAUCAAGAGCACUUCGAAGCACAUUAUGAGUGAUGCUGGGGUACCAAUUAUUAAUGGGUACCACGGGGAGGAUCAAUCGGAAGAGCGAUUGAUCGCGGAAGCUAAGAUUAUCGGUUUUCCGUUGAUGAUCAAGGCGGUUCGUGGUGGCGGUGGAAAGGGCAUGAGGAUUGCUGAAACUGAAGCGGAUUUCAUGGCGGCACUGCAAUCGGCGCGAACCGAGUCCGAAAAGGCAUUCGGAGAUAGCUCGAUGCUGCUGGAGAGGUACGUUCGAUCACCGCGACACGUUGAGGUUCAGGUCUUUGCCGAUCACUUUGGAAACGCAGUAUAUCUGUACGAGCGGGAUUGCUCCGUCCAGCGCCGUCACCAGAAAAUUAUCGAAGAAGCUCCGGCACCCGGACUGUCGGAUGAACUCCGCAUUCAACUCGGAGAAGCCGCCGUCCGUGCGGCAAAGGCCGUCAACUACGUCGGAGCCGGAACGGUUGAGUUCAUCUUGGACAAAGAGGACCUCUCGUUCCACUUUAUGGAAAUGAACACCCGCCUUCAGGUCGAGCAUCCCAUCACCGAAAUGAUCACCGGAACCGACCUCGUCGAGUGGCAGAUCAAGGUAGCGUCCGGUGAACCCCUGCCCUUCUCCCAAGAACAAAUCCGCAAACGCGGGCACGCCUUCGAGGCUCGCAUCUACGCUGAAGAUCCCGCCGGAGGUUUCCUCCCCGGUGCCGGCCCCCUAGACUAUCUGUCCACCCCGGAACCCUCCGCAACAACCCGCGUCGAGACCGGCGUCCGCCAGGGCGACGAAGUGUCCAUCCACUACGACCCGAUGAUCGCCAAACUGGUCGUGUGGGGCGAAAACCGAUCCAGCGCCCUCCAACUCCUCAUCGAGCAACUCCGCAACUACCAGAUCGCCGGUCUGCAAACUAACAUCAACUUCCUGAUCGACCUGGCCCGCCACGGACACUUCCAGGCCGCCGACGUGCACACCGGAUUCAUCGAUCAGCACAUGGCCACACUCUUCCCGGUGAAAACGAUCCCCGAGGAGAAGAUCGCCCAGAUGGCGGUGGCGUACGUGCUGAACGAAAACGCCUCAACGCGGCGUCAAUCGCUCGCGCGAAACAGUCCGUUCGAUCUGGAGCUCAACUUCCGGCCGAAUUACACGCCGACGCGAAGCUUCCGGCUGAAGGUUGGCGAGAAGGAGCGACAGGUUGAGGUUAAAUCGAGCGGCGAGGAGGGAUUCGAGGUACGUGUUGAUGGAGCUGGCUGGAUGCCGGUGAAGGCGACCCGUAAGCCGCACGAGAAUCGAUUCGUGCUGCAGACGAACAUCAACGGGCACGUGUCGUGCUUCAACACGGUGAUUGAGAACGGGUCGAUUGCGCUGUAUGAUGAUUCCGGUCUCACCAGCGCCGAACUCGUUCAACCCAAGUUCCUGAACGCGGACGGCGCCCUGGAUGGAGCCGCCACCGGCAGCGUAAUGGCGCCCAUGCCUGGCGUGCUGGACAAGGUGUUUGUGAAGCCGGGCGAUUCGGUCAAGGCGGGAACACCGCUGGCAGUGCUGAUCGCCAUGAAGAUGGAGCACGUGCUGAAGGCGGCCACCGAUGGUGUUGUUAAAGCGGUUCCGAACGCCGAGGGGUCGAACGUGAAAAAAGGUGCCGUUUUGGUGGCGUUUGAGACGAACUAAAUCGUUAUGGACUUGGGGGAUUUUGCCAGAACCAGUGUUGCAUUUAAUGACGAGGAAACGUGUUGCAUUUAUAGAAGAGUAAGAUUUAUGUUUUUGUAGAAAUUAGGAAUAAACUAACGCAAAGCGUUGUAAAAUUUGACAAUAAUUGUGAAUAAAGCAGGUUUCGGCGAAAAUAAUCGCAAAUUUGAACUA